UUGGUAUAGUGAUUGUACAGUAUAGUGUAUUAUAUUCCAAGCUCCAAGUUGAACUUGUGAUCGCUCCAGAGAGCAGUCGAUAGUCGGCUUUGGUGUGCAGUUGAGGUUUGUGAAUGUUUUGUGUAUUUUGUCAAGUUUUUUUUUGACAAAUGAAUUCGCAUAAGUGAUUUGUGUCUAUAAUAAAAAAAAAUCCAGUUUUCUGAUAGGAAGAAUUUUACAAAUUCAUUGUACGAGAAAUUAAAAGCAAUGAAAUUGUUUACACGCACAAAAGUAUUGUUUUUAAUAAUGCAAAAAAAUGAAUUUUGAUUAUAAGUUUUUUACUUUACACAUGUUACGGAUACGAGGCAAAGUAGUUUUGUGAAUAUAUGGAUUCCAUGAGUGGAAAAAUGGACCUUUAAGAAGAAUCGAUCGGAUGUGGUGAUUAGUGAUUUUUAAUAACAGUGUUGGUUCAUCUUCUAAACAGCAGUACAUUAAAGUUAUAAAAUCUGAUAUUAUGUUGUUUCUUCGGAAUAAAAAUAUGAUUCUUGUGCUAAUAUAAGUAAUAAUCAUAGAAGUGAAGCAUUCAUCUGGGUUCUUUGUAAGGCGCCACUAAGAGAGAAUGCUGAAACACGUAUCAGUUUCACCUUGGCGAGGACGAGCAGACAGUGUUAGCCUUGCGUCUAGCGGGAGUUCAAGUAGUUGCGGAAGCGGAAGCCCAACCCCUGGACUAACUCCACCCCCUUCAAGAGCAUCAUCAUGUGCAUCCCUUGUGCCCCUCACAGCGCUGUCGAGCUUUUCCCCAGUCGACUCUGCACCACAACAGACUACCAUAAAGGUCUAUGCAAAGUGUCUUCGCUCUGACAUUGAAUACAAGACGCUAAGUAUUACAUACGAAACGACAUGUCGAGAGGUCGUCCAAAGUCUUUUAAACAAGUAUCGAAUGCGGCAUAGAGAUCCACGAUUAUUUUGCCUGACGAUGGAAGUUACAGUCAGAAAAGCCAACGUACGUACUGCCUUAUCUCUCGAUGAGAAUGCCAGACCAGCCUUUUUGCAGUCCUGUCACCCGCGCGGAGAUUCAAGAUUUUCGUUACAAACGCGAAGAGGUGGUCUUGUGAAAAUAUAUGACAGUGCUUUAAUGUCUGGAUCAAAAUACAAAAGUCUGUUGAUCUCUGAGCAAACAACAGUUGAUGAGCUUAUACAAAUGCUCCUUAACUGCUACAAUUCAACGGAAAGAGUUGAGCAAUUUUCGUUGUACGAAGUAAGCGAAGGAGAAGAAUACCAAAGAAAAUUACAUCCUGACGAUUCUCCACUUCGGGUCACUCAAAGGUGGACCUGCGCUGAUCGGCAUUUACGAAUUCGACGAAAUCCAGACUAUGACCCUCACAGGAGAAAGAGUAUGUGGGCUUCGGAUUCCAUGAUGUCAAGAUUACAUAUCCACGAUGUACAUUUAUGCAAUCAUACGAGCAAUUAUAGAAACGACAGUAAUCGCCAUCUGCUUAAUCACUACAACUACAACAACAGCUUUAAAUCUGGUCAAAAUCAUCAUACAUCAAGUUUAAUGCAUCUUCAUGUGCAACAAUUACCAAAAAGUAUGCCAUCGACACCUUUGUCAUCAAAACACGUGCCUUAUGCGGAAUAUGAAAAUUAUCUCUUCAUUUGAACUUUGUACUUGUUUCAAAAUAUACAAAUUUCAAAUGACAUUAAGAAGUAGGGUAAGAGUCAGAAAAAACAAUUUUCGGAAAUCUUGGAAAGAUCUCUUAUUUAUACUGACCUUAUACCCUAUUUGCCUGAAUUUAAUUGCAAUGUCUUCUCAAGGGAGAUCCGUUUUAAACGACUGCCAGUUUAUAGACUUUUUCUUUCAAAAGUGUUGUGUUAAAAUUUUGUUGCAGCAGUAAACCAAAAAAUACGUAUUUCUUAGCAUAAUAAAUUAUCAUUUUAAUACAAAUUAAUGAAUAAAACUGAAAUUUUAUACCAAAUGUUUGUGAUACAACUGAAAUAACUUUCUUCCAAUUCUGGAUGUUAAAUAAAAGCAUUCCAACUUUCUAUUGUUUUUCCGUAAUGAUAACUGGUAUUUUUCUAAUUUUGUGAUUAGUAUUCCAAUUCUGUCAAAUCACAAAAUCAAGCACAUUUGGAACAAGUAUACAAACUGCACGGAGAGAAAAGUCCAACUACUUUAUUAGGAUAUUUCUUCAUGAGACUGUUUUAAGCACCCCCAUGCUAAUUUAAUAGACUAAAUGCUUAAAAGAUGUGGCUUUAUACUUUUCUUGUAAGAGCUAUAAAAGCUAGGAGCUAGGUUUUUCUCUCCAUCUGUCAGAUGGACAUUUUCGAGAGGACGCACUGAUGUAUUCGAAAAUUAAUGAGGCACAGAAACUAAAAUUAAUGCCAAAUAAUCAUAUACCAAUGGUUGCCAUAUCUAAUAUGGCAUUAUGUUAUACUUUGCGUUCUUCAAAAAAAUAUCGAGAUGAUAAAUAUUUAUAGCACAUGGCCUCGUGUUCAAUAUUGAAGUACAUUUUGAAUGUAACGUCAGUAAACUUUUCGUUUUCCAUGGGUAGGAGAAUUUCAAACUUAACGACAAACGUGAACAUUAAUAACAGAAAACUUUCGGCAUGUUAUUCGUGUUUACUUGAAGGAAAUAUGUUAGCAAUAUAAAAAUUUUACCAAAGGUAGGAGAAAUUGUAUGUUUAUAUGUAUGUGUUGUUUGUGUCUGUGUAUGCGUGCGUGUUUAUUAUAAAUGUAAAAUGAAAUCAAUUUAAAAAAUUGUAACAUUUUUAAAACUACUAUAAUUUGAAUGAUGCUGUUUCUUUUAAUAAAUCACUUAUUGCUAUUAAUGUAUCGGCAAAAUUGCU
Messenger RNA from Leptopilina heterotoma, 2825 nucleotides. RefSeq lists its product as uncharacterized. Gene Ontology annotation, biological process: signal transduction; positive regulation of fibroblast growth factor receptor signaling pathway; positive regulation of epidermal growth factor receptor signaling pathway. The record is from RefSeq and is a predicted model, not a curated record. NCBI's taxonomy places the organism in Eukaryota, Metazoa, Arthropoda, Insecta, Hymenoptera, Figitidae. Bases 599 to 1639 code for a protein of 346 amino acids. The transcript is spliced from 6 exons.